This is a messenger RNA of Plasmodium gonderi, 855 nucleotides long. Its product is annotated as glideosome associated protein with multiple membrane spans 3. NCBI's taxonomy places the organism in Eukaryota, Apicomplexa, Aconoidasida, Haemosporida, Plasmodiidae. The coding region runs from base 1 to 855 and encodes 284 amino acids. The record is from RefSeq and is a predicted model, not a curated record. The transcript has 3 exons.
AUGUGGUUCACAACGAGACAAGACGGUCUUGAUGACAACUGUCACACCAAUAGAGGACCAUGUUUUCAAAUAAAUGGACUUUUCGGAACUACUUUGCGAAUUGGAUUUUUUUUAGAAUUCAUUGCAUUGACCUUUUUAUUUAUGGCAUAUUGGUCAAGUGGAGGAAAGGGAUUAUUCAGUUAUGAUUUAAAAAAUAUGAAAGAUGAAUAUCGUAUGGAUCAAACAUUUAGAAAUUCCAUAGCGCUAUGGAGUGGUGUGUAUUUGAUAGGGGCUAUAUUUAUCAUGUCCUUUCAAGUCCUUCUCGCAGAUGAUACUUGCUGGGCAAGAGGAUAUCGAGCUGGGUCGAAAAUUUUGAGAUUGGCCUCCUUUUUAGACACCAUAAGUGCAACGCUACAGUUUAUAUUUUAUUUAUAUAUAUCAAAAUUUUACACAAGAAAAUGGUAUGUCCAUUUCAAUGAAGGAGGCAGUGAAUGGGUAUUUUUUAUUUUUGUUAGAUUAGUUCAUGCCUUUUCUUGUUUAUUAUAUGGUCUCGCUGCUUAUUUAUUGGAAGUAUACCACGAUGAAGGAGCUGGAGAUUUGCAUGCAUAUAUAAACGGUGUGAUGUUUGCGUUUGCUGGAUUAACAGAAAUAUUUGUAAUAUUUUGCAACUCUGGUUGCUAUUCAAACUUCUUGUUAUGGAUGACUCUGGGUGCAGUUUCCCUAUGGUCAUAUUAUUUUGAGCCAGAAGUUAAUCACGUAUCCCCGGCCUUACACGAAACGGAAUUAACAAAUGACGUUGAACAACAAGUGGAGAAAUUCUCACGAUAUACUCCUUAUCCUCAAGAUCAGAACCAAAAUGCAUAUUACCCUGCAUAA